This is a messenger RNA of Microthlaspi erraticum, 993 nucleotides long. The record is from the annotation of a GenBank genome assembly. Lineage: Eukaryota; Viridiplantae; Streptophyta; Magnoliopsida; Brassicales; Brassicaceae.
AUGAAGCUCAGUGCAAGUACGCUACGACUGAGAAGGAACUUGGCGGUGGUGUUUGCAUUUGAGAAGUUUCGGUCCUAUCUUGUUGGAUCGAAGGUGAUUGUCCAUACUGAUCACGCUGCCUUGAAGUACUUGCUGACGAAGAAGGAUGCGAAGCCGAGACUCUUGAGAUGGAUUCUUUUGCUUCAGGAGUUCGAUCUGGAGAUCAAGGAUAAGAAAGGGAUUGACAAUGGUGUAGCUGAUCACCUGUCAAGGAUGAAGAUCGAUGAUGACGUCCCUCUAGACGACAGCCUACCUGAUGAGCACGUCUACGCUGUUGAGCACUGCACCGAUGGAGUCUACAGGAGAUGUGUAGCUGAUGAGGAGAUACCUGGGAUCUUGUUCCACUGUCAUAGCUCGUCUUAUGCUGGACACUUCGCCACGUACAAGACUGUAUCCAAGGCUCUGCAAGCUGGCUACUGGUGGCCCAUCAUGUUCCGAGAUGCUCACAGAUUCGUGUCUAAGUGUGAUGUAUGCCAGAGACAGGGGAACAUCAGUAAGAGAAACGAGAUGCCACAGAACUUCAUUCUGGAAGUAGAGGUUUUCGACGUGUGGGGAGUUGACUUCAUGGGACCCUUCCCAUCUUCCUAUGGAAACUAUACAUUUUGGUGGCUGUCGACUAUGUAUCUAAUGAUGGAGGUUCAUUUCAUCAAUAGGACCUUCGAUAAUAUGUUGAAGAGGCAUGGGGUGAAGCACAAGGUGGCGACUCCUUAUCAUCCCCAGACGAGUGGCCAAGUCGAGCUAUCUAACAGAGAGAUCAAGAACAUCCUUCAGAAGACUGCAGGCACGACUGGGAAGGACUGGGCUGCAAAGUUGGAUGAUGCACUCUGGGCCUAUCGAACUGCCUACAAGACUCCUUUGGUACGACACCGUUCAACUAGUCUAUGGCAAGGCUUGUCACCUGCCUGUGGAGCUAGAGUACAAGGCUGCGUGGGCAGUGAAGCAGAUGAACUAUGA